Catharus ustulatus (Swainson's thrush) is the source of this 6569-nucleotide messenger RNA. RefSeq names its product WAS/WASL interacting protein family member 1 (gene WIPF1). The record is from RefSeq and is a predicted model, not a curated record. The coding region runs from base 375 to 1850 and encodes 491 amino acids. Gene Ontology annotation, molecular function: actin binding. Lineage: Eukaryota; Metazoa; Chordata; Aves; Passeriformes; Turdidae. The transcript is spliced from 9 exons.
UCUGGCUAUGCAGAAAUGUCAGUGGUUCAACAUCAGAUCAGAAAUUUCUUUAACAUGUUUUGAGGGACAGUUAGUUGUUUCAUCUGAUGUUAAAACGCAAGUGAAGUGAGUCUAGCAAGGUGCGGUGGGGAACUGUGUGUCACAUGCUCCUCUACAGGAAACGAGACUGGAGCUGCUGGGGAAGUUCAGAACUGGGUGACCUCCAACGGAUUCAGAUAGCACAGGAUUGUACAACCUGGGAAAUGUUAUUGCAAUAUAACUAACUUCGGAAAGUGAAUUCUGGACUGAAUUGACCAGACCUCAUAUUCUAUGCAAGCAUCUCCUACUGGUGACCAGGUUUCUUGGCAAGAGCAGACAGAGCUCAGCCUUCCACCAUGCCUGUGCCUCCCCCUCCAGCUCCCCCUCCACCCCCAACACUGGCCUUGGCAAAUACUGAAAAGCCAUCCCUAAGCAAGUCAGAACAAGCAGGGCGAAAUGCUCUAUUAUCUGAUAUUACCAAAGGAAAAAAACUCAAGAAGACUGUUACUAAUGACAGAAGUGCUCCAAUUCUUGACAAACCCAAAGGAUCUGGUGGAGGUGGCGGCGGUGGCUUUGGAGGAGGUGGCGGCGGUGGUGGCGGCGGCUUCGGUGGGGGUGGACCACCUGGCCUUGGAGGGCUUUUUCAAGCAGGAAUGCCAAAGCUCAGAUCUUCUGCAAGUCGAGAUGCUGACGCCGGCGGAGGCCGGCCGCCCGUCCUGCCGCCCGGAGGCCGCUCCGCCGCCGCCAAGCCCUUCUCCCCGCCGAGCGGCCCGCCGCGCUUCCCGGGGCCGCCCUCGGGGCCGCGCUCCGCCGCCCCGGACCCGCAGAGGAGCCGCCUGCCGCCGCCGAGGCCCGACGCCGGCUCGAAGCCCGAGGCGGCCCCGCCGCCGGUGCCCAGCACGCCCCGGCCCAUCGCCUCCAGCCUGCACAACCGGGGGUCGCCCCCGGUGCCGGGGCUGAGCCGGCAGCCCAGCCUGGGGCCCUCGCCCCCGCCCUUCCCGGGCAGCCGGGGCGGGGGGUCGGCCGUGUCCCUCCGGCAGCCGGGCCCCGGCCCCGCGCCCCCCUUCUCGGGCCGGCCGCCGCUGCCGCCCACCCCGGGCCGGCCGGCGGAGGACAAGCCGCCGCCCCCUCCGCCGCCCCCCGCGGGGCACCGGCCGUCCGCCGCCCGGGAGGCUUCUCUGCCGCCGCCCCCGCCGCAGAACAGCAAACCGCCCGUGCCCGCCGCCCCCCGGCCCGCCCUCGGCUCCCCGGCGCCCCCGCUGCCCCCCGGCAGGCCGGGGCCGCCCCCGGUGCCGCCCGCUCCCGCCGGCGGCGACGAGAUGCCGCGGCUGCCGCAGAGGAACAUCUCGCUGGGGUCGUGCCCGGCGCCCGGCGGGGGCCGCUCCGGACCGCUGCCCCCGCCGCCCGGAGAGAGGCCGCCGCCGCCCGUCAGAGACCCGCCCGGCCGCUCAGGCCCGCUCCCGCCACCUCCUCCCAUAAGCAGGAAUGGAAGCACUUCCAGGGCUUUGCCCACCACUCCUCAGCUGCCUUCCCGGGCAGGGCUGGACAGCCAGAGAGGAGCACGACCUCCGCUUCCCCCCGACCGGCCGGGCUCGGCAGCGCCGCCGCCGCCACCGCCACCCUCAGCAGCUGUGAGAAACGGCUUCCAGGACCCAGGGGACGAUGAAUGGGAAAGCAGAUUUUCUUUUCAUCCAAUAUCUGACUUGCCACCUCCAGAGCCAUAUGUACCCAUGAACAGAAGUUAUCCCAGUAAACUAGCAAGAAAUGAUAGUAGAGGUGGGUCUGUUCGGAAAGAAAGAGGUGCCCCCCCACUCCCGCCUAUACCAAGGUGAAAUGGGUUCUGCCCCAUCUUUGAGUGACAACUGUUCUCAAGUUUCCCUCGAGUCAGCUCUCCUGUCCACAAGACUGGAAAGUUGUCUGUCUUGGUUGAUUUCCACUUUUGGCUUGUCAGCUGGAACAAACUUCGGUCUCUAUUACAGAAGUAAUAGAUGUGGCUUAUGGACUAUAGUUGCUCAAAGCUAUGAAUUUUAUUCGCUUAAACUGCAGGCGUUUUGUGGACCCUACAGAACAUAUGCGCAUCAUGCUUACUGUGUCCAGCCCCAUCCCCUGGAGAGCUCCAUGGGAGGUCUGGCUUCGAAUCUGAUAGAGCUUGAACAAAGCUGUUUCAUUCACUUUGGGUGCAGUAGCUGUAUUAUUUUAAUGAUAAAGUAUUUGAUGUUUAAAAAAACAGUUGCUGGCUAAAAAGUGUAGCCAAGAGUCCCCUGGAUCCUUCUUUGCAUGCCUAACUCAGCCUAUCUGCUUCUGCAAGCCAUAGACCUACUAGAUGGUGACAAAGAGUUCAUCUUUAAUUUUUUCACUUCAGCUUAGUCAAGCAAAUCUUAAGCAAUGCACAGCACAUCCUGCCUCAAGGAUGGAGUGUCUCUGGCCUUGUUUUUAUCUGCAGAGAAUCUUCCAAAGAAGAGCACAAGUGAAGAAUUCAUCAGCAUGAAAGUAUAUCUAUAUUUUUAGCCCUCUUUCCUAUUUUUUAAUAGUGUUAUGUGUUCUGUGACCUAAUUCUCUCCUACUCUUAUGUGGACCAACCCACAUCAUGUCAUCCGUGCCCUGGAUUGCUGUAAUACCCUCUGCCUGAUACUGCAUGCAAAGAGUCCUCAGAAAGUAGUCUGAGUGCCAACGCAGCAAUUACUGUAGUUGCAGGCUCCUCCUGUAAAGCAUCACUAAUGCCAGUGCUCCACAGACUGCUUUCCAGUUGUUUCUUUGGUACAACUAAAUGAUGGGGUUUGACUUAAAAAGCUCCUUUGCACUUAGGUCACAAGUCUCAGAGAGCUUGUGUUUGAUUUCCAUUAUGGUAGAGCAGCCAAGAUCAAAAAUGUUCCAUUUGAUGAAAUGAAAGCCCUUUGAUGUUGUGAGGGGGGUCCAGGGUUUGUGCAUUCAAGUGGGAGCGUCCAAAAUUUGCUGUCUGCACUGGUUCAAGAGAAGUGGAAAGAUUUGGUCUUCUGAGUUGGCUAUGAAGCCUCUCCUUUCAAACUUUGCUGAAAGGAGUCUCUACAGAGAGCUGCACUGAUAGAAGAAAGAGUAAGGUAUUCUAACAUUGUGGCAAGUGGUUAAUAUGUUUAAUGGCUUUUGAAUUUUGUGAAUGAGAAAAAAGCUCAUUGUAUGAGUGAAUUUUACAAGUGGAUCUAAGUGCACAUAAAAUGCCUUUGGUAAUCAGAGGAAGAUUAUAAUUUUGGAUUUGAAAUAUUGGUGAAUGAUAGCUCUUUGUUAAUUGGACCUCUGAAGUUUAGCUCUGAAAAAUGUCCCCUCAGUCUCAUCAGCAGUAUGUUUCUUCAGUGUGUUCCUUGGGAUCCCUACCAAGCCUGUGUCAGCAGCCAUGCUUCACAGAGUGUUGCUCAAAAAAACCCAAAAUUAAACACAGAAACUAGUCAUGUAGGUUAAGAAAAUGUUUCUCUAGCAUGGGAGACAUGAUCCUAAGUACAUUCCGAGGCUAGAAUAAGGUCAGUCUUUGAAAAAAUUCCUAGGGAAUUUAGCCAAAGAGAGUCUGGACCCUACUGAAAUGUCUGUGCGUAGGGCUUUUUCCUCUGUCUCUGAGUGGGAAGGGGCAGAUCUUUCUGCCUGCCAGCCUGGACAUCACAUUGAAGGGGAUGAGACUAGAGUUGGACUUGGCCAGAUCAAAUUUAAUUUGGUCUUUUCAGUGUUUGUUUACAAAAUCGUGUUAGCUGUGAUAGCCUUUGAUUCUGUACCUGUUUUUUACGUUUUCAUAUCUAAUGACCUAUUCUAAGUUACUGUUUAUGGUCUUGAACCUGCAAUUAAAUGCGCAGGCGCAGGGAUGUGUCCACAUCCUGUUGCAGGAUCGUGGCUGUAAGAGUUUCUUAAACAGAUACUCGUGGGAUCUCCAUGUGACAGGUGCUCCUUGGGAUCAAACCUGGCACAAUGCUGAAUUUGUAUAUGUAUUUUAUGGAUGUCACUUAAAGUGCCUGUCUCUUUGGGAUAAUAUUUUGUGAAUAGAAGUCCAAAUAAGAUUUUUAGGAUAAUAACUUUAAAGGAUAAAUUAUUGUAUUCAUAUUUUAAAACUGAAGCACUUAAUACCUUUCUAAGGAACAAUAUUUUGAAUUUAAGAAUACAAUAUUUUCAGUACUUGACCUGCCAAUUCCUUGUUAAUUUCCAAAUAGCCAUGCAGCCAAAAAAAAAAAACCCACUAGCCCUCCAGAAAUACCUUGUUUAUAACUUACCUGCUUCCAAUGUGAUUGUUUUACUUUGCUAAGUCAAUGAAAAUGCUGCCUAGUGUUCUGCCAAUUCUCUGUAUCAUUCAAAGUAUCUUGUAUUUGAUCAUUUCAGCAAGGUUUUCUGAUCAGAAAUCUGGACCACUACCAAAGACUUGGAAAACCAGCUUCAGUUUCACUUUAAAAUGUGCUGUGUAAAAGGCCCCAGUUAACAAACCAAGAAUCCUGAACUGCUUAGGUUUUAGCAAUUCUUUUUUAUUCUAGAAACCUUUUCAGAAUAUAUGUUUGGCAUACAUGUAAAAUAGCUUAAUACUGCAGAAAGGGGCAUUUUUGUUCACAUAACAGCAUUUCCAUUUAUAAGUUUUGCUGUAAAAGUCCCUAAAUAUAUUCCAGAACAAUGCAGCAUUUUAUCAUUCAAUAUAUUGCUUCAUGUAGCAGUAGCUGUUUACAAUAUGAUCAGUAUUAAAGUAUUUAUUUCACUAUGAAGUGUUAAAAAAGAAUAAUACAAACCAGGUUGAAUCAAUGGUGCCUUAUGACUUUUUUAGUCAACUUUUCUGUGUCUCAAUAGAAGAAUUAAUAGAUAUGGCUUUUUCAGGUCCUAACUGAAUAGUGCCAACAGUAGCAUUUUUACAGUGUUUGAGCCAAGCCCUGCUGUUGUGUGCUCAGUCUCCUAACUCCAGGUGGAGCUCAGUAUGUGGAGGGGCCACUGGGUCAGUGUGUGGGUGAGGUGUAUGUGGUUGGCACUGGUUGGCUUCACAAUCAGUAUUGCUCUCAAAAUUUUGACCUGUCCAAAAACUAGUGUCUGACAUUGCUGUCCAGACAGCCCAGCUGACUUCAGUGUGGUUGCAUAGGUUACAGAACUACUUUUGAUUCACUGCUUGCAUAUUAGAUUUGCUGGGUUUGUUUCAAUGGCAUUGUGUUACUUCUUAAGUUAUCACUGAGGCUCGCACUGCAUGACAGUGGCCACGGAUGUUCAUUUUUGUUUAACUCCAGAAAUAAAAUGACAAUAAAUUUUGUACCAUGUAAAAAUAAUUUCUCUGUAUUUUUGGAAGAAAAGCACAUGUUAUGUUUGUUACAACUUUCUGCACCAGUCAUUGGGAGAAGAGGUCACGGUGAUGUAUGUUCAGAGCUGUUAAAGGAAACUCAGCUUGUUUCAGGAAGUGUUUAUUUCUGUAAAUGAAAUAAAUAGCAUUGCAAAGUUCUUGUUUAAAAGCCAGCAUUUCCCAACACUAAAGGAAUCAUAAGGUUUUGGUUUUUUCUGCAAGACAGCACUGUGAAAGAAGUUCCUUAUAUUGUCACUUAAACUGGGUGGUAGUUUCUCCUUGCAGCAUCAGCUGUUUGCAUGACACUUGUAGAAAUAGAUCUGUCUUGGAAUUGAGGAUGAGGGAGCUAAACUGCUAUCAUGCAUCACAUGUGUUGUAACACAACAAUCUUCUGUACAGAAGUAUGGAAAUUGAAAGGGUACUUUUUGUCUUGGAGGUAAAGAAUGGAGUUGAGUGAUCAAACUGAGAUUAUUUCAAGCAGAAUGUCAAGUGUUGAGAGACCUAGAGAGGGCCCCUUGGCCACAGGACACUGGAAAAGAGAAGAUUGCUCAAGGAAAUAAAAACCAAUUGGCUGAAUGUUGUUACCAAUACUGAAGUGCAAAUUAUGGUAUCAAAUGUGCAUUUUGCAGUUCCACAUUGCAGUGGUGUGAACACCUUCAUCUCACAGCUGGGUGCAAACAACCUUUUGCAGCGGUACAUUGUCUCCAUGUAACACAGAUUGUGUGAGCCAGAAAAUAAGGAGAAUCUCUUAGCUGAGAUAUCGAGGAGCACUUUAAGUGCAAAUUAAUGGAAUGGUUCUUCACGUACAUUGGAAGAACCAGGAAUCUUGUAGCCUGUAAGAAAGAUGGGUGUGUUUGGACCAUUCAGUUAAAAUCUAAGAGGGGAGUAUUGAAGUAACUCAGGCAGAAGCAGGACAUAUGUAUGGUCUCAGUGAGUAUGCAGCAGGUAGGUAUGCAGAUUAAAAAAGCAAAAAUGGAAACCGCAUGUCUUAAGGGAGUAGCCUUUUAUGUAUGUUGCCAUUUUGAAAUACAGUUUGUGGUGAAUACUGCUUAGUGUAAACUAAUGCAUGCAGAGGAAGACAUGUAAAUUUGGACUUCCAAAGGCAUACAAGGGAGAGGGAAACAAAACAGGCUGAGCAGAAAGUAACAUUUCUAUCAGAUGCUUAAAGUUUGAGCUUUUUAUAAAAUAUUAAUCUAGUUCUGUGAAUUUUUUUGCUUAACAUUUAUUUUGUAAGUGAUUUUGUUCUCCUUAUUUUUCUGUCCUAUACCAAAUAAAUUUUACUUUUAUUUAA